AUGGGCAUUUUCGCCUGUGAUGGGCACGCCGCCUUCAGCAGCAAGAAGGUGAUGCUCGGCCCUGGCGUCUUCACCACGGCGGUGCCGGGCGACAUGAGCGUCAAGAUGGGAGGGCCCUACAACAUAGCCCUGAACACCGAGGUCCUCCUGCGCGUGUGGCGCAAAGUGUGGGACAUGGACGCCUUCUCGUCCUUCGACUGGGUGGUCAAGGUCGACGCGGACAGCGUCUUCUUCCCGUCGCGCCUGCGGAGCCACGCGAGCAUCACGCCCGGCGGCCCCCUCUUCCUCAACAACUGUGGCGCUGGCCUCCACGGGCCCAUCGAGGCGAUGACGCGGGAGGCCGUAUGGCUGUUCCGCGACGGCAACGAGCGGUGCCAGGAGGAGCAGGUCACCGACUGGACGACGCAGGGGGAGGACGACUACGUGAUGGGUUGCUUGCAGCUGCUCGGCGCACAGCAGUACAACGACUUCGGGGUCCUCAGCGAGGUGGCGUGCGGGGAGGACCCCAGCCCCGUGCGUGUCAGGGAAGGUUGCGUUCCAUCCGUUCAAGACCGUCGGGGCGUGGUUCCAGUGCGCCGCAGAGGCCGCCCCCCUUCGCGCCUGAGGGGGGGGGCCAGUCACAGCGCUAGCCAGCCAGCCGCGCUGCUCGCCGCCGGCCGAAGGUUCGGAUCCGCCCCGAUCAUCGACUGGGGAACGCUGGCCUGGCCUGUGGAGUCGCCGCCGGCAAAACAUGGCUGGCGUGCGGCGGUCGUCAGCGCGGUCGGAUUUGUCGUGGCAAGCUGCUUCCUCCCCCCGCCCGACCGCUUGCCGAGGCGUUCCUGGGCUGCUCCUCCGGAGGAGCGCGGGCUGCUCGAGCUCGGGCGGCGGCCGCAGUGCCCGCGGCUCGACUGUCGGUGGCGACGGCGGCGGUGGAUGCCACCAGCACAGUGCAGCAGGCAUGAGCAAAGGCAUCACGUCGCAGUGCUGGCGCGGCAGCUUGUUCACGAACCGUAG
Molecule: messenger RNA, 993 nt
Organism: Prorocentrum cordatum
Lineage: Eukaryota; Dinophyceae; Prorocentrales; Prorocentraceae
Source: the annotation of a GenBank genome assembly